Trichechus manatus latirostris (Florida manatee) is the source of this 1330-nucleotide messenger RNA. It is a transcript of the gene LIAS, whose product is annotated as lipoic acid synthetase. Gene Ontology annotation, biological process: lipoate biosynthetic process. The record is from RefSeq and is a predicted model, not a curated record. The transcript has 11 exons. Gene Ontology annotation, molecular function: lipoate synthase activity; 4 iron, 4 sulfur cluster binding. NCBI's taxonomy places the organism in Eukaryota, Metazoa, Chordata, Mammalia, Sirenia, Trichechidae. Gene Ontology annotation, cellular component: mitochondrion. The coding region runs from base 97 to 1215 and encodes 372 amino acids.
UGCGUUGUCAUAAAUCGAGCGACGGUUGGUCGAUACGUCUUUUCCCGGGAAUCAGUUAUCUCUCGGGCUCUGGACCCUACUAAGCCAAAAAAGGGGAUGUCUUUACGCUGCGGGGGCGCCGCCCGCACUCUGCGACCACAGGUAUUUGGAAGGUAUUUAUGCAGCCCAGUCAGAACGUUAAGUUCCUUGCCAGAUAAAAAGAAGGAAUUUUUACAGAAUGGACCAGACCUUCAAGAUUUUUUAUCUGGUGAUCUUGCAGAUAAGAGUACUUGGGAUGACUAUAAAGGAAUCUUAAAACGUCAGAAAGGAGAAAGGUUAAGACUACCUCCAUGGCUAAAGACAGAGAUUCCCAUAGGGAAAAAUUACAAUAAGCUGAAAAAUACAUUGCGGAAUUUAAAUCUUCAUACAGUGUGUGAGGAAGCGCGCUGUCCCAAUAUUGGAGAGUGUUGGGGAGGCGGAGAGUACGCCACAGCCACAGCCACAAUCAUGUUGAUGGGUGAUACAUGUACAAGAGGUUGCAGAUUUUGUUCUGUUAAGACUGCAAGAAAGCCACCGCCACUGGAUGCCAAUGAACCCUUCAAUACUGCAAAGGCAAUUGCAGAGUGGGGUCUGGAUUAUGUUGUUCUGACAUCUGUGGACCGAGAUGAUAUGCCUGAUGGUGGAGCUGAGCACUUUGCAAAGACUGUAUCACACUUAAAGGAAAGGAAUCCAAAAAUUCUUGUGGAAUGUCUCACCCCUGAUUUCCGAGGAGAUCUUAAAGCAAUAGAGAAAGUUGCUGUGUCAGGAUUAGAUGUGUAUGCACAUAAUGUAGAAACAGUCCCAGAAUUACAGAGGAAAGUUCGUGAUCCCCGGGCCAAUUUCGACCAGUCUCUGUGUGUACUGAAGCAUGCCAAGGAAGUUCGGCCUGAUGUUAUUUCUAAAACAUCUAUAAUGUUGGGUUUAGGGGAGAAUGAUGAGCAAGUAUAUGCAACAAUGAAAGCACUUCGUGAAGCAGAUGUGGACUGUUUGACUUUAGGACAAUAUAUGCAGCCAACAAAGCGCCACCUUAAGGUUGAAGAAUACAUUACUCCUGAAAAGUUCAAAUACUGGGAAAAAGUAGGAAAUGAACUUGGCUUUCUUUAUACUGCAAGUGGCCCUCUGGUGCGUUCUUCAUAUAAAGCAGGUGAAUUUUUCCUGAAAAAUCUAGUGGCCAAAAGAAAAACCAAAGCUCUCUAAAGCUUAAACAGACAAAACCUUCAAGAUCAUGGGAAUUCUGAAAAUUUGAUUCCAGUUUGUAACAGAGGAGCCAGAAUGCCAGACUUCAGUGGAUGUGCCCCAACUCUCUUUGUUU